Messenger RNA from Paramecium pentaurelia, 3633 nucleotides. The record is from the annotation of a GenBank genome assembly. Lineage: Eukaryota; Ciliophora; Oligohymenophorea; Peniculida; Parameciidae.
AAUGAUAGAGCUCUAAAGAAACAAAUAGAUAGAUAAACUUAAACUAAGUCUUGAUUCUGACAACUUCAACUAUUUCUUGGCCUAGUCCUUGAAUAAGGUCACACGUCAUCGUUCUUUAUAACUAUUAGCUAAAACUCUUGCUGAUAACUUUAUCUAGAAAAAUCAACUAGAAAUCCCUAAAAAAUCCAAUUAUUAGCGUCAAAGAUAAAUUGCUCUUCCUCAGAUUAUCAGACACUCCUAAUAAUCAAUCAACAUCCUUCCAAAAACUUAGUCAUAUCCUUUAAAUAAAACUCCCUCUAUCAUCCAUGAACCCUAAUAUUCAUACCUCUUGGGUGGAGGCAAUAAUCAUGAACUGAUAAAACGCAUCAUGGAUACAAGACGAGAAUGGCAUCAAUGUAAAAGUACAACAAGAGUACAUUUUAGAUGGUAGUAAUCUAAUAUAGGCUAUAAAUAUUACAAAAUGAAUGCCUACAAUCCUCAUAGAUCAUUAGUCAAUCAUUUUGAAUUUCACUAAGAAAUAAGUAAUAAAAAGAAUCUCCUCUUGAAUAUGACUACCUUUUGCGAUUCCAUCCAUAAAAAUGUAUUUGAUAUUCUUCCUGUUACUUUUAUUAUCGAUUUUAAUGAUUCUUAAAUUGAGUCUCAUCUUACUGCUUUUAUAAAUUAUUAUAAACAAUACUCUCCUAAUCCUAUAUCAUAAGAUGAACUCUUACUAAAAAAAUAGGAAAUCAAAAAGAAACUCAGAAUUCCACCUAGCAAAGAAAGGAGAUUUAUUGAUUAUAAAAUGAAAGAUACUUUUUUAGGAAAUGAUUAUUUGUGGCUAUUAAAACCAACUGGAUUAAAUCGAGGUAGAGGUAUUAAUGUAUUUAAUAAUCUUGAUCAAUUCAUUGAUUUACUCAUUGAAUACACAACAGGAAUAAGUGAAAAACAUAUAGAAACUCCUAAUGAAAAGAUCUAUCAAGGUCUUAUGAUUAAAUCUCCAUCAUUUGUAGUAUAGAAGUAUAUUGAAAAGCCUUUGCUUAUAAAUAAUAGAAAAUUUGAUAUAAGAGUUUGGGUUUUGGUCGAUUAAGAUCUAAAUUGUUAUUUCUUCAAGUAUUCUAUAAAUAUAAAAAAAAUAGAGAGGGAUACAUUAGAACUGCAUCUGAAGAGUUUGUAACUAAUGAUAUAAAUAAUUUGUUUAUUCAUCUUACAAAUAAUGCUAUUUAGAAAUAUAGUUAAGAAUAUGGAAAUCAAGAAGCAGGAAAUCAAUUAUCUUUUGAUUAGAUUUAGUAAAUUUUUAAGAAUAGAAUUGAUUUCAGAUCAAAAAUUGUUAAAUAAAUGAAAGAGAUUGCCUUUUUGGUAAUGAGUUCAGUUGGAAACAAAAUAAAUAGGAAUAAUCGUAGAAAUUGUAUGGAAAUCUUUGGCUUUGAUUAUAUCUUGGAUGAAAAAUUCAAUAUAUAUUUAAUAGAGGUUAAUACAAAUCCAUGUAUUGAAGUAUCAAGUCCAUUGUUGGGUCAACUGAUUCCUAGAAUGUUAGAUGAUGCCUAUAUUUUGACUCUUGAUUAGAUCUUUAAUAUUUCAAGAGAGAAAGUUAGUCCAUUUCCAGUUAAGGGUUACUAAAAUAAUGAGAAUAUGUGGUAAUAGAUGUAUAUUUAUUUAGGUAAUUGUUAGGAUCACUUAAAGAUUAAGUUAUUUACUAAUGAAUUUAUUCGUUUUUAUAAUUAUGAAAUAUUUCAUUUUGACAUUAUUUGUUUUGAAUGCAUUUAACUUCUCUUUGAACGAUGAUUGGGAUGGUAUGGAAGAAGCAAUCAAAGUUCAAUAAGAUGCUGUCUUGGUAUAGAGAAUAAUUAAAUAGGAUCUAGUAGACUAGAUAGACUUAUAUUCAGAAACUCCGAUUACAACUUAGAUAGAGAAUCAAGUAUAGUAACUGAUGAAUCCUCCACUUGAAUCUGAUUAGAAAGAGAAUGAAAAUGAAUAGAGUGAAGAAGUACACUCUUUAGAAUACUGGUUAGAGAGAUUAGGAGAUGAAUAUUAAGACGAAACUAUAUUGUUAUAGCAACCAUAAUCAAUUACAGAAUAAAUUACAACAGUUGUUGGAAAUUUAGUUUUAAAAGUAGGAGAUGCUAAUCAAUUAAAGUAAAUGGCUGAAUAAGCUGAAAUAGAAUCUCCGUUGAUUAUAGAUGGAAUAGAAUUAGAAUAUUAAGAUGAAAAUAUUUAGAUGUAAUAACUAUUAAACUCAGCUUUGGAAAUGCAGAAAUCAUUAAAUUAAGAAAAUGAAUAAUAUGAUCUUAAUACAAAUUCAAAGAAGAAACAUAAAAAGAAGAGACCAAUCAUAGAUAUUGAUUUGAAUGAUUUAACUAUAUCAGAAGAUAAUGAUUAAACUGAAAUAGACUAUACAAUAUAACAAGAGAGUGAUAAUAAUUAAAUAUAAAAAGAGAAUGAUAAUAAUUAAAUAUAACAAGAAAAUGAUAAUAAUUAAAUAUAACAAGAGAAUGAUACUUCUGAAAAUACUAUUGAAGUUUAAAUUAAUUCAACUAAAGAAGAACCUUAAACUGAGAAUAUUUCUAAGUUCACUCCAAAUGAAGAUACAAUUAAUGAAGUUUAAGAUAAUAAUAGGAUGUUCAAUUUUUUGAAUGAUGUUCAUAAAGAUGUUGAAAAUGAUAAUAAUUAAGUUAAAUAAUAGGAUUAAAAAUCUUAUAAUUUCAAAGAAUAUUCAUUUAAUAAAUUUGAUGGAGAUUAACGUUCUUUUUAUAAUGAAAAUGAGGAUUCUAUAUUAAAAGUAGUAGAAAGAGAAUAACCAAAAGAAAUUAAUAAUAAUAAUAAUAAUAAUAAUAAUAAUAAUAAUAAUAAUAAUAAUAAUAAUAAUAAUAAUAAUAAUAAUAAUAAUUAAUUACAAUUUAAGGAAGAAUAAAAAUCAUACAAAUUUAUUAACAAAGAAGAAUCAGAAUAAAAUAAAGAUAAAUAAUAAAUAGUAAAUAAUCAAGAUUAACCAUAAGAAACAUCAAUUCUUAAAAAAUAUUUAUUAUACACAGAUUAACCAGAAGUGAUAUCCACAGGAACUACUGAAAAAGAAAUUGAAGAAGAUAAAAGAUUAGUUACUGCUUUUAAAUCUAUGGAUAGAGAUGAACAUUGGGAAAAAACAAACAAGAAAUAAAAAAUAAAUACAGAUGUUAAAAAUGAAUUAUUAAGAUGUACUUUAUUAUAAUAUUAUAUUAGUUACUAAAGUUGAUGAUGAACCAUAAAUAAAGGAACCUGAAUUUAAAGAGGUUACAGAAAGUAAAGUCGAAAAUCCUCAUAAAUUUAUUUCAUUUAAAGCUGACCCAUAAUAUGAAUAGGCUGAGAAUGCAAAAAAGAAUGAAAUUGCUAAAUCUAAAUAUGAUGAAUUGCCAGAAACCAAAUUGUAAUCCAAAGAAGAUAUGAAAAGAGAAAAACAAUAAAAAAUAUGUAUUAAUAUAAAAAUGAAUUCUUAGAGGAAAUGCAAAAGAUAAUUGAAGAAUAAUUGAAAAAUAAAACAUUAAAAAAGAAAUCUGAAACAGAUAAAUCUUUACAAUAUGAAAGUGAAUAUCUACAAUGGGAAAGAGCUACAUAAUCUAAAUAAUAUCCUGCUGAAAUCAAUUUUGUCAUGACGUAAAAUAAUUUAAGAAAAAGAUUGUGAUU